CUGGAGGCGGUGGUGCAUCCGGACGAGGCUGCAGCUACCAGAGUCCAGAUCGCUAGGGAAAGGGGUAGUGCCGCUAGAAGGAGGAGGCAGGUGGCAAGCUGAAGGGAGUCUCCGCCGGGUGACCUCGCGGCUCACAGGGUGCGGGGCACCUCAGAAUCCAGGACAGAACCCUUGGCACCAUGAACCCAGUCAUUGGCAUCGCUCUCCUGCUUUCAGUCUUGCAGAUGUCCAGAGGACAAAAGGUGACCAGCCUGACGGCCUGCCUGGUGGACCAGAACCUUCGCCUGGACUGUCGUUAUGAGAAUAAGACCAGCUCACCCAUCCAGCACGAGUUCAGCCUGACCCGAGAGAAAAAGAAGCACGUUCUGGCAGGCACUCUCGGGGUACCCGAGCACACGUACCGCUCCCGGACCACCGUCACUGGCAACCCCAACAUCAAGAUCCUCACCUUAGCCAACUUCACCACCAAGGACGAGGGCACCUACGCAUGUGAGCUGCGAGUCUCUGGCCAGCCUCCCACAACCUUCUCUCAAAAUGUCUCUGUGCUCAGAGACAAGCUGGUGAAGUGUGGCGGCAUAAGCCUGCUGGUUCAGAACACCUCCUGGCUGCUGCUGCUCCUGAUCUCCCUCUCCCUCUUCCAAGCCAUGGAUUUCGUUUCUCUGUGACUGGUUGGGUCCACGGAGAAACAGGAAGCCUCAAGGCCCAGUACAGAGGUCCUGCUUCUCUGGGUCAGCUGACUCCCUUCCUGAGUCCCUCUAUCCCUUGGGGAGAAACGGGGACCCUGUCCCUCCUUAGGAACCCCAGUGCUGCAUGCCAUCCACUACCCCGCUCUGACACUCCGCCCUCUCCACUCACCGCUGGCUGCCAUUUUAUACUCUUCAUUCCGGGGCUGCUUCUGUUUAUUUCAAGUUUCUCCUUUCUUUUCUCUGGGAGUUUGUGAUGAGGGAGGCCAGGAUUAGGGAGCUAACGGAGCAUAAGGGUGGAUGAUGGAUAUUGGGGUGGCAGGAUACCAGUCCCUGGUGGGGAGUUCCUCCUUGCCAACCAGGCCAGAUGCCUGAAAGAGACGUGAAGAUGGAGUUGGGUGUGUCUGUGCCUGGUACAGUCAUACUCUUGAUGAAAGUAUUGCCCAGAGGGCAGGGAGGGGGCCUCACCAUCUCAGGAUAUCAGCAUGCUGCUCAGCCUUUGUGGCCCGUCCAAAGAGGAUGAGAGCAGAGAUUCUACAAGAUCAUUCUCAGCCACCACAAACACGCCCCCUCCUAUCACUGAACAAAUCCCCUGGGGCUCUUGAGCCAGGGCACAUUCAGUAAAGAUGCAGGUUCCGCCAGAGAAUGUUGGGGAGAGGGGAGUGGGAAGCGGUGAGGGACUAUCACCCCUUCUGUCUCUAGCUGCCACUGCCUCGAGUGACAGGGCUGGCAGAGGAAGGCCAGCUCCUCCCCAGCUCCCAAGGAGCCAGAACUCUGACUGCAGGGCCUAAGUCAGUGCAGGAAGGAGGUCCUAGAGCCAUCCAGCUGGACCCGGCUUGCUAAGGGAGAUCCUUGGCUCUUCUUUCCCUUGCCCCUCUGUGCCAGCCCCUCUGGCCAUCCCUGAUCCCUCAGACAACCAGAGUCUUGCCACCUGCCUCCUCUGGGACCUCCUAGGGUGGGAAGCAGGUGGUAGAGAGAGACCCAGUGUGAAUACCUCUCAGAAGAGUGAGACCCAGUGUGAAUACUUCUCGGAAGAUAGCUUUUCCCAACACCCACUUCCCCACUGGCAACUGCCUGUCCUGUCACCGUGUGUAAUGCCACCACAGCUUACAGCAUCUCGCUGAGGGAAAAAAAAAAAGUUGCACAAUAAAACCAAGCCUCUGGAGUCUG
Molecule: messenger RNA, 1853 nt
Organism: Arvicola amphibius (Eurasian water vole)
Lineage: Eukaryota; Metazoa; Chordata; Mammalia; Rodentia; Cricetidae
Gene: Thy1
Product: Thy-1 cell surface antigen
Exons: 5
Coding region: 180-665 (161 amino acids)
Source: RefSeq, a predicted model, not a curated record